Molecule: messenger RNA, 539 nt
Organism: Williopsis jadinii
Lineage: Eukaryota; Fungi; Ascomycota; Saccharomycetes; Phaffomycetales; Wickerhamomycetaceae
Gene: RPN13
Product: proteasome regulatory particle lid subunit RPN13
Exons: 1
Coding region: 52-528 (158 amino acids)
Biological process (GO): ubiquitin-dependent protein catabolic process
Cellular component (GO): cytoplasm; proteasome regulatory particle, lid subcomplex; nucleus
Molecular function (GO): ubiquitin binding; endopeptidase activator activity; proteasome binding
Source: RefSeq, a predicted model, not a curated record
GGCUAGUCAUAAUCACAGUUACAAUUGAGCCAACGCUCAAGCAGUCAUACAAUGUCAAUCGUCAAAUUCAGAGCUGGUAAAGUGAGCUAUGAUGCUGCUACAAAGACAGCGACUCCACUACCAAUACAGGGUCAGAUUGUGCUGAAGCAUUCUUUGGAGGAUGAAUCGUUCUUCUCUUUUGAAUGGUCACCAAAGGAUAACGUUGUAAACAUUGAGAAGGAUGAAUUCCUCAUUAUACCCGGUGAUGCAUCUUGGAGUCAUGUGGAGGAGUGUAAGACAGGUAGGGUGUUUGCAUUGGAGUUUCUUUCUUCAGGUGCUAGACAUCUGUUUUGGUUACAGGAGGUUAACGAUAACGAUGACGAUCCGAGCGAAUUGAGUAAAAAGGACAUGGAGAUCUAUGAAAAGUUGUCAAAGCUUUUCGAGUUCACCGAGGAGGACGAUGAGGAAGAAGAAGAGGAAGAUGAAGAGCAGCCACAACCAGGAUCAGCAUCUGAAGACAAACAGGCCGACACCGUGACACAAUCGUAAGUAGAGAACCC